AAUAGCAUUUUUUAUAUUUUUUCUUUAUGAUUUUCUUUGUAUUGCUGCUAGUUUUUUUCCCAAAGUAUACUGUUCUCGAGUUUUAUAAGCCCAGUUUACAAGUAAAAAAAUAAAUUUUACAUUAUAUUUUGUUUUGUGAUGAUGAGUUGAUUCUGGACGUGGGGCAUUAGUGGCCAAGGGUGAAGCUGACGGCGACGUGGAACACGUGAGACCACGGGCGUGGCGGCUAUGCUAUAACGAGGAGGAACAACUAUUGUUGGUAGAGCUGCAACGUGGAGGACAACUGGUGUUCCUCUAGAAUUUGCUGGAACAGUCGGCUGGAGCUGCAAUGUUGAGGGACAAUUGGUGUUCCUCUAGAAGCUACUGGAAUCGUCGGUUGGAGUUGCAACGUGGAGGGACAGCUGGUAAGGAUUUUUGAAUCUCUACAUAUAGACCAAACAGAUUAUGUGCGUUUCGUUAUUGCCUCAAUCGCGUAUACUUUGCUUGCUUAUCUCUAUUGUAACGUCUCGACACACAUGGAAGAUAUUAUCACAAAUCAGAUGGAGGAACUCUCAUUUACUGCUCUUGAUGUAGGAGCCUUUGUUCCUGAAGAAGCUCCGGAGGUAGAAAGUACUGUAGCUUUGGAAAACUGUUCGAUUGGGACGGUGAUAACCCAAAAAUGUGUUGAUGGAGGUACGUUAAGCAGGGUUUUUAGGCCUGUCUAGGGCACGAGGGAUCCAAGAAUAACGUGAACGUUUCUUCAGAAUUAAGUUCACUAAUACUGAGGCCAUGGAUCUAGUUAUCAAACGCAGUUCAUGGAGUUUUGAAGGGGAUUUCUUCUUCUUGGCUCCAUAUGCUGCAGAUAAGGGACUUGAUGAGUAUUCGUUUGAAAUCAUGGCUGUCUGGGUGAGGAUUUAUAACCUGCCGUUGGGUGCAAUGACAAAGCAAUUGAGACUCGAUUUGGGAUCGUGUAUUGGCAAGGUGUUAGCAGUGGACAUGCGCCUUCAAGGUGGCAAUCUCGUGGACUUUCUGAGAGUGAGAGUUGAAAUAGACAUCAUCACGCCCUUACGACGUUAUGUUCUUUUGGGUAAUCGAAAGGGAGGUAAACCAAGAAUGUGUCCAGUGAAAUAUGAAAGGCUUUUGAACUGCUGCUUUGAAUGUGGUAUUCUUGGGCAUGCCACGGUCAGUUGUACUGUCCAAGUGGAGCAGAAAGUUAAACCUCCUUACGAUGAUUGGCUUAAGGUUCCUAUGCAGCAACCACGGGUAAAAUCUCAGUUGCAUCGUUCUAUUAAAUAUGCAAGGAUCCCAAGGUGCUUCGGAUAAGGGUAAUGAUCUCGAUCCAAUUGAGGAUAUGACGGGGUUGAUGGACACGGAUACCCCAGCUGGUUCUACCCAAGUUAUUGAUGAAGGAAGCCAUACUUCGACUGAACUCAAAACGGCCUCACUUGGUGAUGAUAUGGUCGAUGUUGUAGAGGAGGAAGAACGUCCUAUGAUGAUACGGGCAAGGGUCUCCAGGAGGGUUGGAUGAUGCUAAUCCUAUGGAACCUAUUUUGAAUGGCGGUAAUGCUAGGGAAGAUGGGGUUAGUGAGACUGCUAAUGUCGCGUUGCGGGCUUCGAAGGGUUUACCAGCUGUUGUUCCUAAAGCCAAAAAGGACUUUGUGAGUACGAUGCAAGCUAAUUCCAAGCCGGUUAUUGGUAACAAGGAUGACUCAGUUGGUAAGUCUUCCAAACGGCAGCUACAAGGGAAAUACAAGGUUACUAAUCCUAUUACAUCCAGACAUUCCAAAGGUCCUCUACUUUUGAUGGUGGGGUUGGGGCACGUGACAAGAUGAAAAAGAUAGGGGUUGGGGCACGUGACAAGAUGAAAAAGAUAUCAGCGGAGUCUGCGAGAAAAUCUCGUCGGACGCCAUAAAAAUGUUAUGUUGGAAUUUACGUGGUUUAUCUAAUGUCGCGAUAGUCUCUUCGGCGAUUUAUUGCCCAUCGUUCUAUUUCAGUUAUUUUUUAAGUGAAACUAUUUUAAGAAAAAAUAAGAGUGAAUAUGUUCGUAGUCAAUUAGGAAUGCA
Molecule: messenger RNA, 2042 nt
Organism: Hibiscus syriacus
Lineage: Eukaryota; Viridiplantae; Streptophyta; Magnoliopsida; Malvales; Malvaceae
Exons: 2
Coding region: 769-1302 (177 amino acids)
Source: RefSeq, a predicted model, not a curated record